This is a messenger RNA of Raphanus sativus (radish), 1354 nucleotides long. Its product is annotated as GDSL esterase/lipase At2g23540-like. The transcript is spliced from 5 exons. NCBI's taxonomy places the organism in Eukaryota, Viridiplantae, Streptophyta, Magnoliopsida, Brassicales, Brassicaceae. The record is from RefSeq and is a predicted model, not a curated record. Gene Ontology annotation, molecular function: hydrolase activity, acting on ester bonds. Bases 40 to 1203 code for a protein of 387 amino acids.
UUCAAACAGAAGAACCUAAACUUCUCAAAAUCCUGAGAAAUGACCACAAAAGCUUCUAGUCCGAGAAGAGAUAUGGACGUGACUCUCUUCCUGUUCUCCUUCUUCUUAACUCUCACUGCUCUAGUGGGAGCUGCUGGUCGUGGAGUUACCAAUAAUGAUAACAAAAACGGCGGAUUAGGAGCUUCGUUUAUAUUUGGAGAUUCUCUAGUCGAUGCUGGAAACAAUAAUUAUCUACCGACCUUGUCUAGGGCCAAUAUGAAGCCUAAUGGUAUCGAUUUCAAAGCCUCCGGAGGAAACCCUACCGGUCGGUUUACUAAUGGCCGUACCAUUGGUGACAUCGUUGGGGAAGAACUUGGGUCAGCGAACUAUGCGAUCCCUUUCUUAGCACCAAACGCUACCGGAAAAGCUUUAUUAGCCGGUGUGAAUUACGCGUCUGGAGGAGGAGGAAUCAUGAAUGCAACUGGAAGAAUCUUUGUGAAUAGGUUAGGUAUGGAUGUACAAGUAGAUUUCUUCAACACCACACGUAAACAAUUCGAUGGCCUACUUGGAAAGGACAAAGCAAAAGAGUAUAUAAGCAAGAAAUCAAUAUUCUCAAUCACUAUCGGAGCCAACGACUUCCUCAACAACUAUCUAUUCCCACUUCUCUCUGUUGGAACACGGCUCACGGAAACUCCUGAUAUUUUUAUUGGCGACAUGCUUGAUCAUCUACGCGACCAACUAACCAGGUUGUAUCAAUUGGAUGCGAGGAAGUUUGUGAUCGGGAACGUUGGACCGAUCGGAUGCAUACCGUACCAGAAAACCAUUAAUCAAUUAAACGAAGACGAGUGUGUGGACUUGGCUAAUAAGCUAGCAAAUCAAUACAACGUUCGACUAAAGAGUUUAUUGGAGGACCUAAACAAGAAGCUUCCUGGAGCAAUGUUCGUGCAUGCAAAUGUCUACGAUUUGGUCAUGGAACUCAUCACUAACUACAAAAAAUACGGGUUCAAAUCUGCGACAAAGGCUUGUUGCGGUAAUGGAGGACAGUAUGCAGGUAUAAUACCGUGCGGACCGACUUCGAGUUUGUGCGAGGAAAGGGACAAGUAUGUGUUUUGGGAUCCUUAUCAUCCGAGUGAAGCAGCAAAUGUUAUCAUCGCGAAGCAAUUGUUGUAUGGUGAUAUUAAAGUUAUAUCUCCGGUUAAUCUCAGCAAACUUAGAGAUAUGUGAUUCGAUUGUUUGUUCACAAAGCGUCUCCUUGGAGAUUCUAUACCUAUUUUUCUUGCAUUUACGUUUGAUAUACGCAAAGCUAAGAUCCAUGUUUGUAUGUGUUUGUGUUGUUUUUAAUUUUAGUGAGAAUGCUUUAGUUUUUGUUUUCUAA